Molecule: messenger RNA, 3109 nt
Organism: Brassica napus (rape)
Lineage: Eukaryota; Viridiplantae; Streptophyta; Magnoliopsida; Brassicales; Brassicaceae
Exons: 1
Coding region: 1571-2719 (382 amino acids)
Molecular function (GO): ubiquitin conjugating enzyme activity
Source: RefSeq, a predicted model, not a curated record
UCUAGGAGGUAAACAUAGAGUACUACUUAGCAGAUUAAGGUUAAGUCAAAUUUGACUGACCGAUGUAGGUCAAAUUCUGCUGAUCGAUUCAGGAGACAUGAUGAGAAAGUUUAGGCUAUUUCUACUAGAGAAAAGAAAAAACAUAAAUCCCAAAAGCUUAUAACAUGAGUCUAGAAGAUGGGGAUCAUACAAAAGUUUGUGACAUUGGAAGAAAUAGUCUUAAAGUUGCAAAUUGAGUAGCAAAUAAUUCUUACUGUGGAGAAAAGAAUAAGUAAGAAGAAAUUCUCUGUCAUUCCUCGGUCGUCCUGAUAACUUAAUGUUAUCUCUUGGUUCUAAGUCUCGCAAUAUUCGUCUCCAUCGUUUUUAGUAAUAACACACUCUUUUUAUAUCAAUUUUGUAAGUUUUUUUAGAGUUUUAAAAUAAAAUAUCAAAUACUAUAUUUAAAUUCAAAUUGAAAUAGAAAAUAGAAAAAUAUAUUGAGAAGUUAGAAACAAAAUCUAAUAGUAAAACACCCAAAAAGAUAACAACAAAAGUUAUCAAAAUCUUAUUCGUAUUUUAUGUUUAACACGUAAGCAAAAUCUUAUCGUUUACAAAAUCUAUAAUAAAUUUCAUUGCUAUCCUUUAAUUAUCCGAAUGAUUUUUUAAAUCUUAUACAACAUGAAUUUCAUUUGUUUACAAUUUCGUUAUAAAUACUAAGAUAAGGAAGAACAAAGCAUUUACGAGAAGCAAAAUCAUAAUAAGUGGCACUGCUAGUCCCGGCAUGAGGAGUGAAUCUGAUGAUGAUGAUCUAUGAGGUAAAAUAGAGUACUAUUUGCACACUAGGUUAAGUCAAAUUCUACUGAUUGAUGUAGGUCAAAUUCUGCUGAUCGAUUUAGGAGAUGCGCUGAGAAAGUUUAGUAUGUUCAUACUAGAGAAAAAAAGAACAAGAACCCCAACAGCUUAUACAUGAGUCUAGAAUAUGGGGAUCUGAAGAAGAAAAAUUUGUGACAUGUGAAGGAAUAAAGUUUUAAAGUUGCAAAUUGAGUUGGAGAAAAGAAGAAAUAAGAAGAUAUGCUUCAGACAUUGUCAUUCUUUGUCGUUCCUUGGUCAUUAUGAUAACUUAAUGUUAUCUUUUGGUUCUAAGUCUCGCCAUAUUCACUCCAUCGUUUUAAGUAAUACAUACUUUUCUUAUAUCAAUUUCGUAUUUUUUCAGAAUUUUAACUAGUUAAGAUAAAAUAUCAAAUAUAUAUUUAAAUCCAAAUUUAAAUAGAAAAUUGAAAAAUAUAUUGAGAAGUUAGAAACAAAAUCUAAUAGUAAUACACCCCCAAAAGAUAAUAACAAAAAUUAUCAAAAUCUUAUUCGUAUUUUAUGUUUAACACGUAAGCAAAAUCUUAUCGUUUAAGAAAUCUAUAAUAGAUUUCAUUGAUAUCCUUUAAUUGUCCGAAUGAUUUUUUUCUAAUCUUAUACGAGAUGAAUUUCAUUUUCUUAUAAUUUCGUUAUAAAUACUAAGAUAAGGAAUAACAUAUCAUUUGAGAUAAGCAAAAUCAUAAUAAGUGGUACUACUAAUCUCAACGAUAAGCCAUAUAAAGUUAUGACGAAAGAUUUUGAUCUAAAGAGGAGCAAAUCUGAUGAUGGUGAUCUAGCAAGUAAACCUAGAUUACUACUUGCAGACCAGGUUAGGUCAAAUUCUACUGGUCCAUUUAGGUCAAAUUCUCUUGAUCGAUUUCUGAGACGUGCUGAGAAAGUUUGGGCAGUUUCUACCAUAGAAAAGAAAGAUGUUGAAUCUCAAAAGCCUAUACUGGAGUCUAAUCAGCCUAUACUGGAGUCUAAUCAGGGACCAGAAGGAGAAGAAGAAGAAGAAAAAGUUGGUGAUCUGGUGCAGGUGGGACAACACAACUAUUUCAUAGUUGACAUCUUCGAGAAAGAGAUCAUGGAGUUAGGAGACAAAGUGGAUCUAAACUUCAAGACAUUUAACAACUUCGAAGUUGUUGACGGAGGCGCUCCAUUGGAUCACCACUUCUACAAAUACAGGUGUUGUUACUCCUCUUGCUUAUGCUUCUGCACAAACAUUAAUGUUGAGAGAGAGUGGGUAAUUCUAAAGAGACAACUAGCCUUGUGGGGGAAGAAGGAAGUCAGCUUCUGUGUGAGAACUUACACUGAAAGAAAAGAGCUGAUGAGAGUUGCUGCAACCGUGACAAACGGUGAUCAGAGUCACAUGUUGUUCUUCUUUGACAUUAGGUUCCCUAAGAAGUAUCCAUACCAAGCACCGAGUUUCUUCUACCAUCCAUAUGGUCUUCCUUUGAGUAAUCUUGGAACUAAAAAGAAAUUGAGACCUCAACUGCGUUACAACCUAUUAGAUGUGUUUCUCCACAUUGAAGAGAUUGUGAUGAUGAACACCAACAAGUCAUAUCUUCAGAUGGUGGAUAUGCUGAAGCUGCGGCCCAUGGGGUUUGAGGAUUUUGUGAAGGGGCACUUCAGGAAGAAGGGGGCUUUCAUUCUGAGGAACAUGAUGGAUGAGAUGGAUUUGGACAAGGAGAGUGAUAAGAACAUGUUCUUGAAGACGUACAUUGCCUUAGAAGACAACAAAGCUUACUGUGAGCAUCUUCUCAACAGUGAUCUUAAAGAAGAGCUGAAGAAAUUCAAAGAGAAAGAGUCUUCACUAUGCGAGCAUAGCAGGUUCAAUGACAAUCAAGAGACAUCCAAACACCAAAACUCUUGGACCAAGUUCUCGUUCUUGUAGUUUGUGUUUAUCUUACCAUUUUGUUGUGUGUUUCAGAGAUUUUAAUAUGGUAAAGGUUCUUAUAAGACCAACAAGUAACUUAUUAUAAAGGGUCAUUGUCUUGAAUAAGGUAGAUGAUGAUGAUUUACAGCAAAAGAAACUCAUGAGUAAUACAUCAAUUGGCCUCAUCAAAAGGGGUGAGUUUCUAAACGGUGACUGUGAUGGCUUCAUCAAGAGCGAUCACACCGGGAAGUACCUUUCCUUCCAAGAGCUCCAAGCUGGCUCCACCACCAGUGGAGAUGUGACUCAUGACUCCUGCAACUCCAACUUUCUCCACUGCAGCCACUGAGUCUCCUCCUCCUAUUAUAGUUGUCACUCCUUUCUCACUUAGCUCUGCUAGUUUAUUCGCAA